AUGAGGAAUCUCAUGAUCUCCUUAUACAUAUAUGAGGCGAAAGAAGAAGUGAGAAGUCGUUUGGAGGGUGUGGCUGGCAAGGCACUGGGCUUCGAAGCUGAGGUGCAAGGAGGAGAGCGAGUAGGAGAUACACCAGGCGCCCACGAGACACAUUAUGGUGAGCACAGCAGCCAUGCAAACGCUGGUGAGGGCGUCGACCAAGUGGGCAUGGGCGCAUUGGGCAAGGCACAGGCAAACGCGCUAGGCAAGGUGGCUCAGACAGGCACGAUAGUUGUGGGUGAUGCUGACAGGCAGGGCACGGGUGAGAUGGGUGCCGCGGGUGCUAAGUCGACAAUGCAUAAGGCAGCAGGGCGCGGGGCGUCCAGGCUACAGGUUGUGGGCAUCGAGGUGAUAGGGCACAAGGUGUGCGCUAUGGGCGCAGACACGUGCGCUGGUGUGGUGACGGGCUUCAGGGGGUGA
This is a messenger RNA of Ilex paraguariensis (yerba mate), 459 nucleotides long. Lineage: Eukaryota; Viridiplantae; Streptophyta; Magnoliopsida; Aquifoliales; Aquifoliaceae. The record is from the annotation of a GenBank genome assembly.